AUGUCACCAUUGCAUAGGGCUGGUUACUACUUGAACCCUUUCUACUAUUACCAAAACAAGAAGAGUAUAGAGGAGAAUGAUUCAUUUAGAGAUGGUGUCAUAACUUGCAUCACCAAGCUUGUUCCAGAUGAAGACACUCAAGACUUGAUUAUUGAGGAGCUCCAAAAGUUUCAGGAUGCAGAAGGAUCAUUUGGCAAAGACAUUGCUAAAAGACAGUGCAAGAACAUUCAUUUUGAUCCUGCUAAGUGGUGGCUCAACCAUGGAAGUAGUAUACCAAACCUAAGAAAGUUGGCUGCAAGAAUUCUAUCUCUCACCUGCAGUUCAUCAGCCUGUGAGAGAUGCUGGAGUAUAUUUGAACAAGUGCACACAAAGAGACGCAAUAGGCUGCUGCAUGAUAGAAUGAGGGAUCUAGUCUACAUCAAAUUCAACUCAAUGCUGAGGCAAAAGAAGGCUAACAAGGACAAAGAUCCCCUGGAGAAACCUGUUGUUGAUGCAUUAGAGGAUGAGGACAAUGAGUGGAUUACUGGCCUAGAGCCAACAGAAGUUGAUCCAGAGAAUGAGGGAGAAACUGGAGCUGGAGGAUCAUCACAGGGAAGUGCAGCUGCACCUCAAAGAGAAGAAACAAGGAGGGGAGGAUCCAGGAGUAAGAAGAGGAAGAGGUUGAUCCCUAGUUCUUUAGAAGAUGAAGAACAAUCUGCCCCAUCUUCUGAUGGAGAAGAAGACACUGCAAUGCAUCCUUGUUUCAGUUCUGAUCUUGGUUCAGAUUCAGAAGGACAACAUAGUGACUGA
This is a messenger RNA of Sorghum bicolor (sorghum), 789 nucleotides long. RefSeq lists its product as uncharacterized. Gene Ontology annotation, molecular function: protein dimerization activity. The record is from RefSeq and is a predicted model, not a curated record. NCBI's taxonomy places the organism in Eukaryota, Viridiplantae, Streptophyta, Magnoliopsida, Poales, Poaceae. The transcript has 3 exons. The coding region runs from base 1 to 789 and encodes 262 amino acids.